AAUUAUCAUUUCAGCAAAUCAAAACACUUUCCUUUCCGCAUCAGGCGGCAUUUCUAAAAAGCGAGGUGACUUCAUCAUGCAAGUCCUGGUGUGGGUGAACGACAAGAACGAGCAGUUGUCCGUGGACGAGGAAGCUGUGACGGCGUUCGAAUCGUUAGCACCGUCAACUAAGCUCCGAGUGGUGGGCGUGCUCAACGGCGACGCAGCUGCGGACGCUUCGUUCGAGGCGACCAAGGACCAUCAAGCGAUGUUGCACACAAUGUCGCAAGCGUUGCCCACACAGCCGACGCCAGCUGCUUCUGGCAAGCGACCACUACUAUGGAUGCACGUGGAAGCGUCGUCGAAUGUCGUGGUUCUGCACGGCAACAAUGAGCACGCCGGACGCUUGCUCCUCGUGCUGCUUUCGUCCGUGCUGCUGUAUAGCCAAGACAGCGAGCUCAACUUUGACAAGCUCCAAUGGAUCUCAUCCCUUCCAUCGCUACUAAAAAUCCGCGGCAACCAGGACGAAGCAGGCGUGGCGAAAGACCUCGGCAGCCACCUCCCGCGCUUCGUGUGGGUGUCGCGCAACUCCAAGGUCAAGUGGCUCAAGGACGCGGCCACGGGUGCGAGUGUGUCCCCCGUCGACUACUUCAACAGCCUCCUCGCGCUGGACACUGGCUUCUCGGAAGCGUCCAUGCAUGCGAAUGCGUUCAAGACGUACUUCAGCUCAUUCUUUCCCCACCGCGACGUCGUCAUGCUGUCUCGGGCUCUCGACCUCAAUGCUGGCAUUGAGCUAGCGUGGGACACCCCCGUGGACUCGCUGCGACCGGCCUAUGUGUCGGCGGUGGAGAAGCUCCACAGUCGGUUCGUGGCGCCGGACGCCGGGCAGGACACGCUGCCCGUCAAACUCGUCCACGGCACGGCACUCACUGCAUCUCAAUUUCCCAUCCUGCUCGACUCGUAUGUGGAUGCAGUCAACGCUCAUCAGGUGCCCAUUGUGGCUAACGCCGCCACCAAGCUGAUUCAAGUCACGAUCGAGCAAGGCGUGGCCCGGGCAUCGGCGGCGUACGCCGAGACAUUUGCCGCACUGACUUCGUCUGAGCCGGGCUGUUCGUCCCGCGCGCUGCUCCUGGCGCACCUCAAGGCCCUAUCGCAUGCGUCGCUCGAGGUAUUUGCCGUCACGCAGCAAGUGCCGCCCGCCCACGCGACGCUCCUCGCCGACCAAGUCGCCAACAUGCACACUCUGUGUGAAGCCACGUACGCCAGCCAAGUCGAGUCCACGACCGCCCUGUCCAAGGCCACCUGCGACACCGUUCUGCAAUCGCUGCGCCCUGUGGCGUUUUCAAACGCGACGGCCGAGUUGGAGCACCGGUCACGCGAAGACUUUUCCGAUGGAUUGCAUUCGAUUCUUCUGGGGAUCAAAAACAGUCUCCAGGCAUCUCUCGGCGAGUACAAGCAGCGCGCCACGCCCACGGCCAUCGACAGCGACGCCGGCCUCGGCCCUGCUAUGUACCCGUCGUUGGUCGGGUACCUCCGCGACGAGAUCCUGCAGUCCGUGCUUGAGUGGGGCAAGCAAGUGCUCCGAUUGUUUGAGAAGCACAUGCGCGCCGCCGAGGCUGAAAAGGAAGAGCUAGACAACGCGUAUGAGAUUGCAGUCGCGAGUGACGUGUCGUCCAGUGGGUUGGAUGCUGCGGACCACCGCAAACUGUACGAGGCCGAGCUCGCGGCGCGCACGGACCAGUUGGCCACGAUGAAGUCGACGCUGUCGGCCGAGUUGGAAGACAAGCGAACAGAGCUGGAGAGGCUACUCCUAGACCUGCGCAGCAUGCAGAGCAAGCAGGACGCGCGGGUGGCGUCCGUGGAAGCCGAGAUUCAGCGCAUCAAGACCAAGGCGGGGGAUGUGGAGGCGCAGGCCCAGGCCGAGCGGCUGCGGCGGGAGCAGCUGGUGCAAGGCGCGGCAUCGGAGAUUUCCAACAUGGAGUCGACGUUCCACGCCGAGCAAAAGAGUCUGUACAACGAACAGCGCGAGCUUCUGACCAAGGUGGUCGAGCUCGAGCGCGCGGUCGUGGCCAAGAAGACGGCGCACCUCCAGACGCUGUUUGAGAUGGAAACCAACUGCACCAAGGCCGUCGAGGACGUUCGUUCAAAGCACAAAAAAGAGCUCACUGAGCUCAAAACGCAAGCAAAGCACGACAUUUCGAUGCUCAAGCGCGCGUACGAGAGCAAGAAGGGCGUGGUCCAACGCGAACUGGACAACGUCAACGCCCUUGUGAAGCAGUGCGAAGAGCAGCUGCGCUCGCUCGAGCCCAUGCUCGAUCUGCCUCGAGGUAGCACGUCGUCGAUCUCUGUGUCGACCCCCGUCAACGCUGGACACUCGUCCUCACUCUCGGCGCCGUCUCCCACUCGUCGCGGAAAGCAUGACGAAAUGUGCAAACAAUCAUAGACGCUUGAAUGCCAAACUGACCCCACAAGUUCGUCGUAUCGAUACAUGAACACGCAGAUGAGUACUACCUAACUAUCAUGGGAAGUGUUUCAUCUUGAACGCAGUACAGUGCGCUAUUCUUUCAACCUGGAACAGCAAAUAGCUAUGGUAAACAGGAACAACGCUGUCACAGCUGUAGGUAGUGACGGUGCACGUUAAAGUGGAUUCCGUUUCGAUCCAAAGAAUGCGAUGGGUUUCUUGGUGGAUUUGCAAAGAGUUGUCAAUGGACUUGAAGUCCAUGCUGUUGCGCCAGGGGUUGUAGUGGGUGCAGUUGUUGUGGGGCUAAAGUAGGAUAUGUUUGGGGGGUUUGAGAGGGGGUAGAUGAAGUGGAACGGUGCAGGUGCCGGGAUUGGGCGUUCUGACUCAUGAAAAGGCGGGGGUAGGUGCAUGUGUGGCGGGUUGGGAGUUGGGAAAAGACUUUGAGUCGUGGUGUAGGUAGGCGCACGCGUUGUGGUAGGCGCGGGGGUGGGUGUGGUUGUUGUGGUUGGCAUCAUUACGUCGUCAGAGGGGGAAGUAACGUCUUGUGGAGUAG
This is a messenger RNA of Aphanomyces astaci, 2993 nucleotides long. RefSeq lists its product as hypothetical. NCBI's taxonomy places the organism in Eukaryota, Oomycota, Saprolegniomycetes, Saprolegniales, Verrucalvaceae. The transcript is spliced from 4 exons. The coding region runs from base 77 to 2422 and encodes 781 amino acids. Gene Ontology annotation, molecular function: GTPase activity; GTP binding. The record is from RefSeq and is a predicted model, not a curated record.